AUGUUCGCUGUAGCGAGGACAACCUCCCGCCAUGUGCGACUCUUGAGCUUGAGGAGCCGCGGUUUCCCCGUUGUCCAGCGAGGAUUUGCAAGCACGAGGUAUACAAUGUCGAUUCCUGCCCAAAAAAUCGUCGUUCAAAACCCUGUCGUCGAGCUUGAUGGAGAUGAAAUGACCAGGAUUAUCUGGAAGAAAAUCCGUGAGGAGCUCAUCCUCCCAUACCUCCAACUGGACAUCAAAUAUUACGAUCUGGGAUUGGAGUACAGAGACCAGACCAACGACCAAGUAACAAUCGAUGCCGCCAACGCCAUCAUUAAGCACCAAGUCGGCAUCAAGUGUGCUACUAUCACCCCGGACGAAGCUCGCGUUGAGGAGUUCAAGUUGAAGGAAAUGUGGAAGAGUCCCAAUGGAACUAUCCGCAACAUCCUCGGUGGCACGGUCUUCCGCGAGCCCAUCAUCCUUUCCAAGAUCCCGAAACCCAUUCCUGGCUGGGUCAAGCCGAUCGUCAUCGGUCGUCACGCGUUUGGCGACCAGUACCGUUCAACAGACUUUGUCGCCCCAGGGCCCGGCAAGCUCCAGCUUGUUUUCACUCCUAAGGACGGAAAGGCUCCAACCGUACUCAACGUGUAUGACUUCAAGGGCCGUGGUGUCGCAAUGUCGAUGUAUAACACCGACGAGUCAAUCGUUGGGUUUGCCCAUUCGUCAUUUAAGAUGGCGUUGGCUAAGAAAAUGCCUCUGUUCAUGUCAACGAAGAACACGAUCAUGAAGAAAUACGACGGUCGCUUCAAGGAUAUCUUCCAGGAGAUCUACGACAAAGAGUACAAAGCCGCAUUCGAGGCUGCAGGUAUCUACUACGAACAUCGUCUCAUCGACGACAUGGUUGCACAAGCCAUCAAGUCGUCCGGCGGCUUUGUCUGGGCAUGUAAGAACUACGACGGUGAUGUACAGAGCGACAUCCUCGCUCAAGGAUUUGGAAGCCUCGGCAUGAUGACCAGCGAGCUUCUGACUCCUGAUGGGCAGAUCAUCGAGAGUGAGGCUGCGCACGGCACCGUCACCCGCCAUUACCGCGAAUACCAAAAGGGCAACGAGACCUCCACGAACCCGGUCGCAUCCAUCUUCGCUUGGACGCGUGGUCUCCUCCAUCGUGCCAAACUCGACAACAACGACGCACUUGGACAAUUCUGUAAUGACCUUGAAGCGUCUUGCGUUGAAGUUAUUGACCAGGACGGCAUUAUGACGAAGGAUCUUGCGCUUGCUAUCCAUGGAAAGGACAUGAAGAGAGAGCACUGGGUCAUUACUGACGCAUACAUGGAUGCCGUUAAUGCCAAGCUGCAGAAGAAGCUCGCUGCUCGAGCUCCUAAGCUGUGA
Molecule: messenger RNA, 1365 nt
Organism: Cyclocybe aegerita
Lineage: Eukaryota; Fungi; Basidiomycota; Agaricomycetes; Agaricales; Hemipholiotaceae
Source: the annotation of a GenBank genome assembly